Eleginops maclovinus (Patagonian blennie) is the source of this 3041-nucleotide messenger RNA. RefSeq names its product centriole, cilia and spindle-associated protein b (gene ccsapb). The transcript has 5 exons. Gene Ontology annotation, molecular function: microtubule binding. Gene Ontology annotation, cellular component: spindle; ciliary transition zone; cytoskeleton. Gene Ontology annotation, biological process: regulation of mitotic spindle assembly. The record is from RefSeq and is a predicted model, not a curated record. Bases 130 to 963 code for a protein of 277 amino acids. Lineage: Eukaryota; Metazoa; Chordata; Actinopteri; Perciformes; Eleginopidae.
CUUUUUAAAAACGUCCCGAGUGGGCGGAGCUUAUAGACAGCCUGUUAUUACAGCAGCACGGUGGACGCCAUCUGUUCUGCUUUGCUUCCGUGAAAUCCGACCCUAGUAUUUGUCAUAUUUGAGUUCAAGAUGGUGACGAAGAGGAUGCGCUCGGAGUACAUGAAGAAAUUCAAAGACCCCAAAUGGGAGAGUUACAGCAGAUGUUAUGAGGAGAUGCUGAAGUACAGGCUGACCCGCAGGCUGCUGGAGCAAGCUCACAACCCCUGGUUCUGGAGCGGUGGCCCCGAUAAUGACUCAGACUCCUGGGGAAGAAGUCCUCCUCCUCCCGGUAAGAACCAGGUCGGAGACGCGCCGGAGGCUGCAGAGCUGGAGCAGUGUGACGGGACGAAGAUGGACAGACAGCCCGAGCAGCAGAGCAGAGUCCCUGGGACUGUGCCCAGGCUUCCCCUUCAAGAGGAGGGUGGUUCUGGAGCACAAGACUCACAGCCUGAAGGUGCCAGAGAGACAGGCGCACCAGAGGAUAAGAGAGAGAAGCAGACUCACAGGGAACAAAGCAGAGAGGGCAUCACUGGAGGAGCUCAACCACAGCAGAGUAAACUCGCCAAAUCCUCAAAGCAAUUAUGGCGCUCCCAUCGGGUCAGUCCAGCACCAACAAAGCAUCCCAAGGACGAUAAUAAGGAGAGCAGACAUCCCUUCGCUCUGUACGCUUCAGGGGAGAAGGAUGCUGACAUGGCGAACAGGAAAACACACAAUGUUGGCCCUGCAGCUUCGACUACCGAGAUCCAUGAGUCGGCUCUGCGGGCCAAGACCAGACGGAAGGUGGAGCGCCAGGUCCAGGCACAGGUGACCGAGCGCCGGAGAGCCAAGUCUGCUAAUGUGGACAAGACCGGGAAGUCUGUUCAACCAGAAUUCAACCCUUGGCUCACAGAGUACAUGCGCUGCUUCUCUGCCCGCUCGCGAUAGGACACACACACACACACACACACACACACACACACACACACACACACACACACACACACACACACACACACACACACACACACACACACACACACACACACACACACAUAUACACACACACACACACACACACACACACACUUAGCAUAAACACUGACAUCAGGGUGAUUCAAGACAAAAACACAUGAAUGAAGCCAUUAUUGCCUACCACCCCUAAAAUAUAAAUGCCCAUGGAUGUAGAGUAGAGCGCAUCACAUUCUGGAUGUACCUUCCCUGUGUCUGUUUUAAUGUAUAUGAUACGAACCAUUCAAAAGGUAUGAGAGACUUUUAACUAUUAUUUCAAGUUGAAUGUACAAGUCAUGGAUCUAACAUGUACAAAUAUUUUAAUUAGAAAGUCUUCAAUGCAUUUUACAGCCAUACUUUCAUAAAUUUAAACACAGGCUUUAUAAAAUCUGAUUGUUAUACAGGGAUAUCAAACUACAGCGGUCUCACAAAGGAGUAAUGCAGACGUAUGACAGUAGGUAUGCUUAGAUUCAGACACGUUUUCCUGAAAAUAUAAGACCUCAAACAUGAAGACAAAACCAAACACAAAGUCACCAUGUUUAUAUUGCAACACGUUCACUAAGCACUGCAAUUUGUUCUCAAAUGUAUGCAGCUUUGGAUGUGGAUAGGCAUUUUGUAUUUCUAUUCACUCACACAAAUGUCCUUUCAGGGGCAUUACAUAUUUUCAUUGAUAGAUUCCCCAGUGGUGUGAUAUUGUUCUUGUAGAUUCACUGACUGACUUGGUUCAGAGAAAUAGUAAAUCACACUCUGCACUCGCAGUCAAACUCUGAAAAUCACAGUUUUGUGAUGUGGCUCAUUUUCUCAUGAGCUUUUUACAUAUCACAAUGUUAUUGACAAACAAUAAGUUGAAAAGAACAUUUGCGUUUUUUGUUGUUGAAUUUAAUGUGGGUGUGUAUAGUAGUCAAUCUACAUGGUGCUGUUGCAGCGAGAAAAUAGAUCUGACAUUUAAAGCCAUUGGAUGACUGAUCGGUGUGUUUCUAUGUGGUGCAAUGUAAUAUAAAAAAAACACACAGCUAAUGUAGGUCAUUUAAAAAGCAUAACAAUCGAUUGUUGAGACCAAAUUAGUUUUAGCAGUACUGUAACAAAAUGUUCUUUAAGACCAAAAGUUGAACCGUAACAACAAUGGACUUUUACCUGAUGCACUUUGACGAUGAGGCACCUUUUUGAUGUUUGUACAGAAUAUUUUGUUACCUAUUAAGUUUCCUUGUAAUUUACUCAUCCUUUAAAUCAGUGUAAAUAUGUUUGUUAACAUGAGCACAGUGUUAUUUUUACUUUACUGAUCCAUUCAACCUAAAUCUGUGCCAUAAAACCUUGAGAAAAGUAUUUUCUCCUUUGCACAAAUAUAGUUUCAAAUGUUAAAAUGGUCAAAAAUGGUUUGUGCUUUAUAUUUCAACAAUUCAUAUAUUUAACUUAAUCUUAAUGUUCUGUUGUUGCAACUCUGCAUUCAGUGUUACUUUAUUUACUUUUGUAAUGAUUUAGAUGUCAGUCUUUUUAGGUUAAACUGCAAUGUAGUUCAGAGAAAAGAUGUGAAGAUGUGACAUUUUGUGCAAUAAUAUGAUACAAACAGUUGUAUUUUAUAUGUGGUGAACUUUGAUGGUCACAAAAAACUGGAACAAGUUAGUUACUGAGUUAUUUCUUCUUAGUUACUGAAACCCAACUUUAUAAGAAAAAUCCUCUUGAUACAUUACUGUUUAUUCCUAGUCUAUAAAUUAAAUCAGGCGUAAUUAGGAAAACAGAUAUAAUGACUAAGCGGCCAAAAGAAGUUUCAGCAGUUGACAAACUUUGGCAAUGAUUCAGUGAAAAUGCUUCUACUGUUCCUCACAGAAAAUUCAAAGCAAUUCCCUUAAUGUAAUUUACACAUGAAAGGCAGUAUGUUAAAGUUCCAAAAUACUGUAAAACAUCAUGAUUCCUUUUUCAAGGCUUUUAAAAUACUGUGUAGAUAUCGGUUUAACAGGUAAAGACUGUUGUGGUUGAUGAUGUGGUGCAAAGCUUUAAUAAAUCACUUUUCCAAAUGA